Molecule: messenger RNA, 1563 nt
Organism: Histoplasma mississippiense
Lineage: Eukaryota; Fungi; Ascomycota; Eurotiomycetes; Onygenales; Ajellomycetaceae
Exons: 3
Coding region: 1-1563 (520 amino acids)
Biological process (GO): transmembrane transport
Cellular component (GO): fungal-type vacuole membrane
Molecular function (GO): transmembrane transporter activity
Source: RefSeq, a predicted model, not a curated record
AUGUCCGACCAAGCGCAUUCUCAGGAUGGACAACAGGGGCCAUCACCCGCUCACCCGGAGGGCUCAGCAACAUCUGGCGAGCAACAGAUAUGCGACGUUGAAACGAACGAAAUAUCGAGAGGAGAAUGGAAUAACGGCAAGGGGUUAAUUGAGGCCGAAAAUGUUCUGUGGGGCGCAGGAGCCAUCGAUGACGACGACAACGACAACAAAAACAACAAUGAUAAUAAUAUCGUAAAUGUCGAAAAGCACCCAAACAGGAUAUCAGAUUCAUCCCAUCCCCCAGAGAACAGCAACACCCCAGAGCCCCAGCUGCCUGAACCGGACGGCUUGUCGAGAGAUCUUGAAGGGAAUAUAUACCCCGAAGGUGGCGUACAGGCGUAUCUUGUCGUUUUUGGAUCGUUCAUGGCUCUCUUCGGCACCCUUGGCCUUGCCAAUUCGUUAGGAUCAUUUCUAGCAUGGAUAAGUACGCAUCAGCUCAAGGACUAUAGCCAGCGUAGCAUCAGCUGGAUCUUCGGCAUCUAUGCCUUCCUCAUGUUCUUUGGUGGUCUUCAAAUCGGCCCAAUCUUCGAUGCCAAAGGUCCUCGAUUCCUCGUGCUUGCGGGCGCCGUUAUGGUCACGCUCAGUAUCGCCCUUAUCGGGCUCUGCGAGGAAUAUUGGCAUUUCAUGGUUGUCUGGGGGAUCGUUGGCGGAAUUUCCGUGUCUUUGGUCUUCACUCCGGCUGUGGCAAGCCCAGGCCAUUUCUUCUAUCGUUUGAGGGGCAGGGCAACUGGGAUUGCUGCGACGGGGGGGAGCGUUGGCGGCAUAGUAUUCCCAUUAAUGCUGCAGGAUCUGUUGCCCAAAGUGGGAUUUGGAUGGGCAACUCGCGCUGUGGCUUUGGUUACGCUUGUCUCGUUAAUGAUGGGAUGCAUAUUGAUCAAAUCGAGAUUGCCCAAGAAAAAGGCAACGAGGAAAAAUAUCCUUCCUGAUUUCCGCAUCUUAUGGGAGCCGCAAUUUGCAUUGACGACACUUGGGGUAUUUUUUAUAGAAUGGGGGCUUUUCAUUCCCAUCACGUACAUCUCCGCAUAUGCUCUUGCGCAUGGCAUGUCGGAAAAGUUCUCCCACCAGGUGCUCGCGAUCCUUAACGUAGGAUCCUGUUUUGGGAGAUGGAUCCCAGGAUUCACUGCAGAUUAUAUGGGGAGAUUCAAUACCAUGAUCAUGACAGUGGCGAUUUGCUUCUUAUCCUGCGCAUGCUUGUGGUUGCCCGCCGGCCAUAGCGUUGCAAUGUUAGUGGUAUACGCCUUGGUUUUUGGAUUCGGAAGUGGGAGCAAUAUCAGCUUAACACCUGUCUGCAUCGGCCAAUGCUGCAAGACUGAGAAUUAUGGACGGUAUUACGCAACAUCUUAUACGGUUGUUAGUCUUGGCACCUUGACUGGCACUCCAAUCGCAGGCUUGAUUCUGACCAGCAAUGGCGGAAAUUACUGGGGCCUCAUUACGUUUACCACCGUCUGCUAUUUCGCGGGGUUAGUUUGUUUUAUCGCCGCGAAAGCUGUUCGACAUGGACGAAAUCUAUGGGUGAUUUACUAA